This is a messenger RNA of Pecten maximus, 1258 nucleotides long. Its product is annotated as conopressin/neurophysin-like. Gene Ontology annotation, molecular function: neurohypophyseal hormone activity. The record is from RefSeq and is a predicted model, not a curated record. Lineage: Eukaryota; Metazoa; Mollusca; Bivalvia; Pectinida; Pectinidae. Gene Ontology annotation, cellular component: extracellular region; secretory granule. Bases 417 to 878 code for a protein of 153 amino acids. The transcript is spliced from 3 exons.
CUCUUCCUACACGUACCUAGUUAUACAGGAGGCGUUGAGUCUAAGGUAGGCCUAUCGAUCCGUCCCUCCAGUUACUACAUAUACCCCAAAAUCUGUCAUCCCUGCUAGCCAUCGUCCGCUGUAUCGCCGUUCACGUCGCACUGAACGCUGUUAAACUGACGACAAAGAAGGAACAUUACCUGAUAGAACUGCAGGAAAGGUUUGGUAAAACAAUUCAGGUGGGAAAAGUGGGGAAAUAAAAUACAGGUGAGGAAGUUAUAUUACGUGCAGGUGUGUGCAUCAUUUAACUGUGACGAAAAGUUUGACUUCGUAGUCUAGUAUUGGACGUCCAUCAUCAAGGUGAUUUUACUCAAAUCAUCCGUGUAGAAUUUAUUGGGUUCUUUUUUAAACUGACAAAACUUUCACAUACUACAAACAUGGAAUGGGGAAUAUAUGUAUCCACUCGGCUGUGUUUAGCAUGUGUGAUGUUGUGUGUGCUCGUGCUUGACUGUAGAGCAUGUUUCAUAAGGAACUGUCCACCCGGAGGAAAGAGGAGCAUGGGAAUGAUGUCACGAGCAACGCACGAGUGCGCCUCCUGUGGACCGGGUAUGCGGGGACAAUGUGUCGGUCCGAGUACCUGUUGUGGUGACUUCGGAUGUUUGAUGGGCACUGAAGAAUCCCGAGUAUGUUCGAAAGAGGACGACAGUACCGAGCCAUGCUUAAUACGAGGAUCGUCGUGUGGCAGUAUGGGACAAGGCAACUGUGUGUCAGAGGGCCUUUGUUGUGACGCAUAUGCAUGUUCCUAUAACAACAAGUGCAAUGUAAACUCCGGAAAGGAGGACCACGAGAUCUUGUCCCUGCUGAAUCGCCUACUACACACGAACGACUACACCGACUGAGCCAUCUACUCCGUCUAUUGAUACAACAAUCAACCGGCCGCCAUUUUAAGUACUCUUUAACUCUCUUAGCAACGAGCUGUCAAGUAAAGUACUCUCUAAACUACAAAAACAACGCAAAAUAAGCGGUUUCGCAUCAUCCCAUUAACAAACUCGAGGGGCUGAUAUCGCGGGCGUCCAGACCUGGAACUUCCAACGAGAGUACAUCGCGGCCAUGUUUACUUACCAAAGAUGACUGUUGAUGAAUUUAAGAGGAUGUUUCUUUCCUCAGCAGAGCGGCUAUGUUUAUUUUCCAAUAAAUUUUUAUAUCUAGUUUUGAUAUAAUUUAUGUUGUUUCUGCGUAUGUGCUGCUGCAUCACAAUAAAAAUGAAUCUCAAAAAUUG